Symbiodinium necroappetens is the source of this 483-nucleotide messenger RNA. NCBI's taxonomy places the organism in Eukaryota, Dinophyceae, Suessiales, Symbiodiniaceae. The record is from the annotation of a GenBank genome assembly.
AUGGCUGUCCUCUGGACACCGAACAUGGGUUACCACAUUCGUGUCUCCCUGGCUACUGGUGAACCGGAGUAUGACGCCUACAAGGAGAGUGCUUCCUGGGUGACCUGCCGUGUACUUCGAACAGUUGAAGAUGACGGCCAGGUCGCGUACCCUCCGGCGGGAGAUCGCAUCCUGGCCAACAGGACGUUUCGGCGUACUUCCCACAUAAAAAAGAUGGCCGUAACUGACCUCCUGGAAGGCCAGCUCGCAUUCCUGCAGCACGUUCACCUCUACGAGGAGAAACACAGGGGAACACACAUUCUGCAGCCUCGCUUGCUGUGGAAGUACGAGUUCCUCCGCUGCUUCUUGGGAUGCCUGCCUCGAGAAGACCUACAGGAUUUGUCACGGGAGAUUGACGAGAUCGGCAGAACGAACCACAGCUUCACCAGCUGGUCUGUCAAGUCCUCGAAGUUGCUUUCAGCAGUCCUUCGGCGCAGCAACAAU